UGUCCCAAGUCCCAAGUCCCAAGUCCCGAAGUGAGCUCAGUUUUGUUCUCCCUCCAAAAUCCGUCAUUCAAAGUUUGAAAAAGUGAAAUGGGAUGCGUAUCUUCAAACCUCCUCAACCAUGAAGACGACUUCGCCCAGCUGGGUACCUCCGCACUCGGCGUUGGCCACCACAUCGUGUCCCUCACAUCCACCACCUAUGGCCUCCUCACUCUUGACCCACCCUCCUCCACCACCACCCCUUCCACCCUGUCCGAACCUCCAGAGGUCAUCAACUCCUGGGAGCUGAUGGAAGGCCUCGACGCCGACAGCUUCCGCUUCUCUCCACUCCCACUCCCUCCCCCAAAACCCAAACCCAAACCCUCCUCUCAGAAAGAGAACCUGGACCCCUUCGAGAGGAUAUGCCCUCCCAGCGGCGAGAACAGAGUGGUGAUCUACACCACCACCUUGAGGGGAGUGAGGAGCACCUUCGAGGCCUGCUGCGCUGUUAGGACGGCUUUCGAGGCCUUCGGGGUGUCCUUCUGCGAGCGUGACGUGUCCAUGGACAGCGGCUUCAAGCAGGAGCUGAGGGACCUUCUGAAGGGGAAGGAGAGGGAGGAAACGGUGCCUCCCAGGGUGUUCGUUAAGGGCUUCUAUGUGGGUGGCGCCGAGGAGAUGCUGAGGGCGGUGGAGGAGGGGCUGCUGGGGGAGCUGCUGGAAGGCCUUCCGAGGAAGAAGAUGGGUGCUGUGUGUGACGGCUGUGGGGACAUGAGGUUCUUGCCCUGUUUCCGGUGCAACGGCAGCUGCAAGACAGCGGUGCUCCUCAAGGAAGAAGGCCACAAGGGGAGGACAGUUGUCAUCAAGUGUGCUCAUUGCAAUGAGAAUGGCUUAGUGGUAUGCCCAAUUUGUAGCUGACUUCUUCCACUGCUACUAUUUUAUAGACAAAUCGAUCAUCUGCUUUUUGUUCAUAUUAUUGUCAUUUCCGAUUCCCAUGCUUGUUUCUAAUACUUGUAACGGUGAUGUGGCUCAGUUCACCAUUCUUCAAAUCAUAUCAAGCUCUAAACAGAUCA
Arachis stenosperma is the source of this 1046-nucleotide messenger RNA. RefSeq lists its product as uncharacterized. The coding region runs from base 88 to 891 and encodes 267 amino acids. Lineage: Eukaryota; Viridiplantae; Streptophyta; Magnoliopsida; Fabales; Fabaceae. The record is from RefSeq and is a predicted model, not a curated record. The transcript has a single exon.